Trichophyton verrucosum HKI 0517 is the source of this 885-nucleotide messenger RNA. RefSeq lists its product as uncharacterized. The coding region runs from base 1 to 885 and encodes 294 amino acids. The transcript has a single exon. NCBI's taxonomy places the organism in Eukaryota, Fungi, Ascomycota, Eurotiomycetes, Onygenales, Arthrodermataceae. The record is from RefSeq and is a predicted model, not a curated record.
AUGUACACCGAGCAACCUGCAAGAGACGAGACUUCUAUUGACCUACUACCCGCCAUGUCUUCUAAUUCCCAACCCAUUGUCUUCUAUGACAUUGCAAUGCGCCCGCCAGUGGAGAAGAACUGCUGCUCUCCAAACCCAUGGAAAGCUCGUCUGGCCCUCAAUUUCAAAGCUGUCCCUUACACGACCAAAUGGGUGCCUCUUCCUGACGUAGCCAAAGUGCGUAGUGGGCUCAAAGUGCCCGCUGUCCGCAAGUUUGCUGAUGGGUCAGACUUCUACACAUUGCCCAUUAUCCAGGACCCCGCCACCAACUCGGCUGUUGGCGACUCCUACGAUAUCGCAGUCUACCUGCAGAAAACCUACCCAGAUUCCGGCGCAGGCGACCUCUUCCCGGAUCAGAAGCUCGACUACACCUUUACCCCCGAUUCUGAGAUUGCAGUGCCCCUCUCAGAGGUGCCGCAGAGCGGAUUCAUUGAAUACGCCAAGUUCAACGUCAAUGUCGACGCGGCAUUCAGCACACAUGUGCAGCUCUCGACCCAAGAGUUCCCAUUCGACCCAGCCACUGCUGAGAUCAGUAAAGCUGAGUUUGUCCGCCGUGCAGGCGUUUCGUCUUGGGAUGACUUUGCGCUUGUCGGCGAGGCGCGGGAGAAGGUAAAAGAGGGGCUCCGGAAAACGCUCGGCGAGCUCGCCAAGCUCUUCCUGAAGGAUACCAGCGGACCCUUUAUAAUGGGAACAAGAGCUACCUAUGCGGACUUGAUCGUUGGUGCAUGGUUGCGAAUGAUGCGCACGACAUUGCCGUCGAGUGAGUGGGAGGAAUUGAGAAGCUGGCAUGAUGGUGUAUUUGCGAAGUUGCAUGAUGCCCUGGACGUAUAUGCAGAGGUCAAAUAG